Molecule: messenger RNA, 4688 nt
Organism: Rubroshorea leprosula
Lineage: Eukaryota; Viridiplantae; Streptophyta; Magnoliopsida; Malvales; Dipterocarpaceae
Source: the annotation of a GenBank genome assembly
AAUAAUUUCAAAUAUUUGCUUCAUCAUUUCAGAUCAAAUUAGUUGUUCAAACACAAUGGCGGAACUCAUCCUGUCCGUGGUUGCUGAACCUCUUUUGUCAGCUACUUUUGAUUGGAUGCUCAAGAAGUUGGGUGGUUUCAUUUUCAGCAAUUCUCAGGGAUUACAGGAAGAGGUCCUGGAUAAUUUGAAAAUUUGGAGGACCUUGCUUCCGAAAAUCUGUGGUUUGCUCAGAGAUGCAGAAGAGAAGGAACUCUAUGACAAUUUCGUGAAGAUCUGGCUUGAUGAUCUAAAGGACUUGGCUUGUGAUAUGGAGGACAUUUUUGAGGAAUUAAAGGCUGAUAUUGAUGUUCAGAGGAGAAACUUGAUAGCAAAACCUCAACAAGCCAGCAGCAGUAAAUUUAUCCCAACUACAUGCUUCUCUUGUUUCAAAGGCAAUGAUUUCAAGUUUGAUUCCGAAAUUAUUUCUAAGGUGAAGGAUAUUUCUAACAGGUUGAAAGGCAUGGUAGACACAUCCACUGCACUAGGACUAGUGAGUUUAAAAGUGCAAGUUGGAGAACGGCCCAAUAGAGGAGAUGCAGUAAGGCUCACCACUUCUCUGCCUGAUUCUCAUGUUUGUGGUCGAGAGAGUGACAAAGCAGACGUUCUUCGGCAGUUGUUCAAUGAUGAAGGGAGUGAUAAAGGAUAUUCUGUAAUUCCCGUUGUUGGAAUGGGAGGUGUUGGAAAAACAACAUUGGCUCGACUUGUUUACAAUGAGGUGGAGGAGGGAUGCUUUGAACCUAAAGUCUGGGUUUGUGUGUCCAAUCAAUUCGAUAUUUUGAGCAUAACAAGAACAAUUUUAGAGGCAGUAUCUAAUGAGCGGUGUGAUUUGAAGGAUCUUAAUCUGCUUCAAGAAGAAUUGAAGAAAAAAUUAUCUUCUAAGAAGUUUCUUCUUGUUUUGGAUGACGUUUGGAACGAAGGCUCAGUUCCAUGGGACACCCUGCAAAAACCUUUUCAAUUAGCAUCAGCUGGAAGCAAAAUAAUUGUUACAACUCGUAACGAGAAUGUUGCAAAAACCAUGGAUAGGAAAGCCAAGAUUCACCGGUUAAAACCAUUAGAAUUUGAACAAUGCUUGCCAAUUCUAGCUCAGCAGGCAUUAGGGGAGAAGAACUUUGGUGCACAUCCAAAUUUGAAAGAAGUUGGUGAAGAAAUCGUUGAAAAGUGCAAUGGAUUGCCGUUAGUUGCCAGAGUCACAGGGGGCCUCUUACAACGUUCGCUUGACCGCGAAUAUUGGAAAUACAUAAACAAUAAAAUGUUGAAUUUACAAGCACAGGAAAGUGGGAUUCUAGCAGUGUUGAUGCUGAGCUACCAUGAUCUUCCUUUUUAUUUGAAGCAAUGUUUUGCAUAUUGUGCUUUGUUCCCUCAAGACUACCCAUUUAAGAAGGAUGAGUUAGUUAUGUUGUGGAUGGCAGAGGGACUCUUGUGGCAAAAGCCGGGGGAACAAAAUAGAUUGGAAGAAAUCGGGCAUCAAUAUUUUUGUGAGUUACUUUCAAGAUCAUUUUUUGAGCAGUCUAGUGGGAAUGAAUUAGUGUAUGUAAUGCAUGAUCUCAUACAUGAUUUGGCUCAGUUUGUUGCUGGAAGAACAUGCCACAACCUACAGACUAUGUUGGAGGUUGAUAAGAAAUCUGAAGUGAAAUUUGAGAAGGUUCGACAUUUAUCAUUCCAUUGUAGUUUUUUUGACAUCUCUGAGAAAUUUGAAGUUCUGAAAGAAAUGAAGAGUUUACGGACACUCAUUGCUACUAAUCCAGGAGCUCAUAUGUGCUAUUUAGCAAAGACAGUGGUGCUUGAUAUGAUACCAGAAUUAAGAUGCUUAAGGGCAUUAUCUCUUCGGGGUUAUUAUAUAGAAAAGCUACCAGAUUCAAUCAGAGAUUUAAAAUGUUUAAAGUACCUUGAUUUGUCUGAAACUAGUAUACAAAGUCUACCUGAAUCAAUAGUUUUCCUCCUCCAGUUACAGACAUUGUUGUUAUUCAACUGCGAAAGCUUUUCAAAGCUUCCUGUGACAAUUGGGAACUUAAUUAACCUCCAUCAUCUGGACCUCAGAGGAACAGAUUCCUUAGAAGAGAUGCCAUCCGGAAUAGCUAACCUCAGAGAUCUUCUGACAUUGGGAAAAUUCAUUGUGGGGAAGGAAAAUGGAUCAGUUAAACUCUCUGAUUUGGAGAACCUUUCACAACUCAAGGGGGAACUAUCUAUUCUAGAUUUGCAUAAUGUUUCGAAUGCUCAUGAUGCUAGGAAGGCCAGCCUAGGUAAGAUUGAUGGUCUUGAUUGGUUGCUCUUGCAAUGGACUUCUGAUUUUGGCAAUUCUAGGAAUGAAGACAAGGAAAUAGAGGUCCUUAGCUGGUUAAAACCACAUCUAAAAUUGAAAAGUCUCUCAAUUAUUUGCUAUGGUGGCAAGGAAUGGCCGUCCUGGAUUAAUUGUCCGUUGUUUUCUAAUUUAUCAUACUUGAAGCUGUGUGAGUGUAGAAGAAGCCCUUCAUUACCAUCACUGGGGCAAUUACCAGCACUCAAAGAAUUGAUUGUGGAAGGCAUGGACGCAAUAGAAUCGGUGGAUUCUAAGUUUUAUGGGCAUGGCACUUUUCAAUCUCUUGAGAAGUUGGAGUUUCGUGACAUGUUAGUGUGGGAAGAAUGGACUUCUACAAUGGGAGGUGGAGUGGGAUUCUCAUGUCUUCAUGAGCUUGUGAUUGAAAAUUGUCCUAAGUUGAUCGGACAAUUACCCAGACUUGUUUGCUUGGCUAGGAGUUUUAUUGAGUCCUUGAUAGCAACUGAGAAGGUGGAGAUUAAAGAAUGCCUCGAGCUUACUUGUUUAUGGGAGGAAGGUGCCGAGAUAGAAAACCUUGCUCGUCUUGAGAAAAUGAACAUUGAAAGCUGUCCUCUUCUUGUCUCAUUGACGGGGAAAGAACAUGGCCUUCUUCCUUCCAAUCUUAAACAUCUCACACUUUCAAGGUGCAAGGCUUUAGAGUCAUUAAUUGAUGCGAUGAUGAUGAAGGUAGAUGGAAGCAGUAGCAGCAACAACAUGUUGAGACUUGAAUCAUUAAGCAUCUACAAUUGUGAUUCUCUCAAGUCUUUACCCAACACCACGGUUAAACACUUGACAAUUAAUGCAUGUGUCAAUUUUGAGUCUUUACCAGAUGGACUAUUAUUGCAAGAUGAUGGUGAUAGCAAUAGCAAUCUUGAAUCUCUGAGUAUAGAGGGACUUCCUUCUCUAAAUUCUGUUGGAAGUGGUCAUCUGCCAGCUUCUCUCAAGGAAUUUAUUAUUUGUGGUUGCAAGAGGUUGGAAUCAUUUCUAGAGAGAAUGCUGCAACAUUGUACGGGACUUGAAUCCCUUCGAAUUUGGAAUUGUGAAGUAUUGAGAAGCUUAUCACUUGAUGGCCUCAGCAAUCUUCGUGAUUUGAAUAUUAUAAGGUGUGCAGUUUUAGAAUUCUUCCCAGAAAUGGGCCUCUCCUUGCCCAAUCUUAGGUAUUUGAGAAUUGCAGACUGUCCAGGGUUGGAGCGCAUUCUAGAUGGGGGUUUUCCCCCAAACUUAACACAUCUUGAAUUAGACGGUGAGCAUCUGAAGCAGCCGGCAGUGAGACGGGACAUCCGCAAUCUUACCUCUCUUCAAAGCUUUCACAUUUAUAACACGUGUCCUCCUCUUCAGGAUAUUGUGCUUCCUUCUUCUUUAAUAUCUCUGGAGAUAAGAAAUGCAAAGAAUCUGGAAUCCAUACCCAGAGGGCUCCUCCAAAACCUCAACUCUCUUCAAGAAUUAGAGAUUUGGAGUUGGCCAAAGCUACGGUCCUUGCCGAGGGAAGGCCUGCCUCCGUCGCUUGGAUCCCUCUUCAUCAAUGAGUGUCCGCUUCUAAAACGACAACGCUUUGAGGAGAAAGGAGAAUAUUGGUCUCUCACCCGUACCAUCCCUCUAGUCGUAAUAGAUGGUUAUGAGCUAUAACCACCAAAGCCAAUUGUUACCUGAGGAGUGAAAUCUGGAAUGAAGCUACAGACUUAUUAUUGAGGGUUUUUUUCUCCAACUUCUUAUUGAAGACAAUUUAAGGAUAUUAAGGUGGAUGUCUGGUGUCAUGCUACCUUCUAAGUAGGAGGCAAAAUUUCUGGCAGUAGCUAAGAAAUGAACAAUCCAAUAAUGUUCAUCCUUACAGGCGAGGCAAGUGUAGAGAGCACAAGACAGCUGCGUUGACCACUUCUUUGUUUAACUAUGGUCUUAUUUGGGGAUUUAGUUCUGAGAUUAAUGUAAUGUGAAGACAAGAAGAGGUGCCUCUCGGUACUUGUCAUAGUCAUAGCAACAAAUUUCUCCUGUUUCAGGUUAAGACAAUUCAACUAAAAGAGGCUUGCCUUGUAAAUUUUAGAAAUCUCCAAUUAUGUGAUCCCAAGGACAUCAUUGCUCGGAAGUCCUGACUCUUUCUUCUCUUCAGCUGCACUCACUGCAGAUAUCCCUCAAGGGUUUUGAAGCUGCUAUUGCAGUUGGAGCCAAGGAAGUAGCAGCAGCUGCCUCAGCUUCAGAAUCUUUUUCAAAGUCAAAGACUAAGAAAGCAUUGAAGAUAGUCUUAUUGUUUUGAUGUUAUUUCUGCUGCAAGAGAGCUUUCAACACCUGUUUUUGGGUAGGUUACUAACUACCGUUGAAAUUGCUGUAUACUCCUUAAGAGGAAUAGACAUUAUGGAAUGAU